Artibeus jamaicensis (Jamaican fruit-eating bat) is the source of this 5458-nucleotide messenger RNA. It is a transcript of the gene EHMT1, whose product is annotated as euchromatic histone lysine methyltransferase 1. Gene Ontology annotation, cellular component: nucleus. The transcript is spliced from 28 exons. The coding region runs from base 567 to 4487 and encodes 1306 amino acids. The record is from RefSeq and is a predicted model, not a curated record. Lineage: Eukaryota; Metazoa; Chordata; Mammalia; Chiroptera; Phyllostomidae. Gene Ontology annotation, molecular function: p53 binding; histone H3K9 methyltransferase activity; zinc ion binding.
CGUGCAGCUUGCUCCUCGAGCGCUCUGUGGCCUGUGGCGGCUCUGAGAGAGGCACCGGACACUCCUGGCGCUCCCGACGAGGGCCCUCAGUCCUCCCUGUCUGUUUCUUGUCGGUCCCACUGAAGCUCUGAGUCGAGUGGAGACUUCAGAGAAGCAUCUUGACCUUGCUGCCGCUCUGUCGUUUCUCUUCACUGUUUUGUUUGUUUCCACGCGAAUCUUUUUUUUCCUUCUGCUUGCCAAAAGUGUACUUUGCCCUUUGUCUAGUUUCUUAGGUCGAAAACCUAGGAUCUUGGUUUGAGUUCUUUUCUGGUACAGGAGUUUAAAGCGGUCCGUCUUCCUCAGAGUGCUGGGAGUGCGGGCCUGCAGCCGGGGAGUGGCACGGAGAGCCCGCAGCCGAGAGGCGAGGGCCCGGCCGGCUCCUUGACGAGGGACUUCUGGCGUCCGGAACCGUGAGACGGGGAGUUUCUGUCGUCGUGAUUCACCCAGUUUAUGACGCUCUGUCACGGCAGCCCAGAAAACUGAAUCAGGCGGUGCCCGCGAAGGGGGAGCCGAAGCAGGACUGCGGCAUGAAGACCGAGCUGCUGAGAGAGGAAGAGAUCUCCAUGGCCGCUGAGGAAGGCUCAGCAGAGAAGCUGGGAGGAGGGGCCCAUGUGGCCACAGACGGGGCCACCAACGGGACCUUAGAGAGGAGUGACGGAAGCAGGCACGCCAGCACAGCCGAGCACACGCAGGAACACGCGAAAGUCAGCUCGCAGGAAGGUCCCAACAAGCUGACGCGGGUCGCGGAGAAUGGGGUUUCUGAAAGGGAGGCUGAAGCCGGGAAGCAGAACCACCACGUCCCAACUGAUGACCCCACACAGACAGCUGUCAUUGGGAGCAACGGCUACUUCCUGAGUAAGCCGGCCCUGCAGGAGCCGGCCCCACGGGGCCCCAGCAGCUUGGCGCCCUCCCUCCCUGGGCAUGCCGCGAAGACCCUCCCGUCUGCAGCUGGCAGAGGGCGGACUCCCAGCAUGCUCUCCCAGAUGCCAGCCGCCACAGCGCCAGCCCGGCCUGGGGAAGGGGGCAGAGACACGGAGGACAAGAAGCCCGUGGCCCCUAGUGCCGAUGUCAAGGUUCAUAGGGCUCGGAAGACCAUGCCGAAGUCCAUCCUGGGCCUGCAUGCAGCCGGCAAGGAGCCCAGAGAAGCUCGAGACCACGAGGAGCCAAGAGAGGAGCUCGGCAAACACGCACCUGAUUUUGGACGGCAGCAGCUUUUGCCCCCCUUCCCCCCCCUUCAUCAGUCGCUACCUCAGAACCAGUGCUACGUGGCCACCACCAAGUCACAGACAGCUUCCUUGCCUUUUGUUUUAGCAGCUGCAGUGUCUCGGAAGAAAAAACGAAGGAUGGGAACCUAUAGCCUGGUUCCUAAGAGAAAGACCAAAGUGUUAAAACAGAGGACGGUGAUUGAGAUGUUUCAGAGUAUAACUCAUUCCACUGUGGGCACCAAGAGUGAGCAGGACCUGGGUGACGGCGCCCUGCACGUGAACGGGGAGAGCGUGGAGCUGGACUCGGAGGAGGACGACUCCGAGGAGCUGGACGAGGACGAGGACCAGGGGUCCGAGCAGGCGGCUGCGUUUCCCCUGGAGGACAGCAGGACUUCCAAAGAGAGCGUGUCGGGGAGUGACCGCACCCAGAAGAUGGAUGGAGAGUCGGAAGAGGAGCAGGAGUCGGCCGGCACCGGGGAGGAGGAGGAGGAGGAUGGAGACGAGUCUGACCUGCUUCUCGAUGUCCGCAGUAGGCGGGCAGCCUGCGGCCCUUCAGUUAGACCAGUUACAGAGGGCGGCUGUUGGUGCUGUGCGUCUGUCUGUCGCUCCUGGCAGAGCUCAGAGUCCAGCAUCAGGAAGAAGUUUCUCAAGAGGAGAGGCAAGCCCGACAGCCCCUGGGUCAAGCCCGCCAGGAAGAGGAGGCGGAGAAAUAAAAGGAGGCCGAGCAGCGCGCUAGGUUCCGACGCAUACAUGUCGUCAUUGGGAAGCGCAGAGCCUGCGGCACCGGGAGACAGCGUGGGGUACAUGGAAGUUUCUCUGGACUCCCUGGACCUCCGCGUCAAGGGGACGCUGCCUUCACAAGGAGAAGGGCUGGUCAGCGGUCCCGACGCAGGGGAGACGGAUGGCCUUCAGGAAGUGCCCCUGUGCAGCUGCCGGAUGGAAACCCCGAAAAGCCGAGAGAUCACCACGCUGGCCAACAACCAAUGCAUGGCCACGGAGAGUGUGGACCACGAGCUGGGCCGGUGCACAAACAGCGUGGUCAAGCAUGAGCUGAUGCGUCCGUCCAGCAAGGCGCCGCUCCUAGUCCUGUGCGAGGACCACCGGGGCCGGAUGGUGAAGCACCAGUGCUGUCCUGGCUGCGGCUACUUCUGCACAGCGGGCAGCUUCAUGGAGUGCCAGCCGGAGAGCAGCGUCUCGCACCGCUUCCAUAAGGCCUGUGCCUCGCGAGUCAGUGGUGCCAGCUACUGUCCCCACUGCGGGGAAGAGGCCUCCAAGGCCAAGGAAGUGACGAUUGCCAAGGCAGACACGACCUCCACCAUGACCCUGGCCCCGGGGCAGGAGAAGAAUGCCACGGGGGAGGGCCGGGCCGACACCACCACAGGCAGCGUUGCCGGCCCCUCGCUCUCCGAGGAUGACAAGCCACAGAGCAUGGCUGCCCCCAUACCCGAGAGCUUCGACCCUGCGGGGCCCGCUGGGCUGGCCAAGUCCGGACCUGGGAAGGAGACCUUGGAAAGCGCACUCAUCGCUCUGGACUCCGAAAAACCCAAGAAGCUCCGCUUCCACCCGAAGCAGCUGUACUUCUCUGCCAGGCAAGGGGAGCUGCAGAAAGUGCUUCUCAUGCUGGUCGAUGGCAUUGACCCCAACUUCAAGAUGGAGCACCAGAGCAAGCGGUCCCCACUGCACGCCGCAGCAGAGGCUGGCCACGUGGACAUCUGCCACAUGCUGAUCCAGGCAGGAGCGAAUAUCGACACCUGCUCAGAGGACCAGCGGACCCCACUGAUGGAGGCGGCAGAGAACAACCACUUGGAUGCUGUGAAAUACCUCAUCAAGGCCGGGGCCCUUGUGGACCCGAAGGAUGCGGAGGGCUCCACCUGUUUGCACCUGGCCGCCAAGAAGGGCCACUACGACGUGGUGCAGUACCUGCUCUCAAACGGACAGAUGGACGUCAACUGCCAGGAUGAUGGUGGCUGGACGCCCAUGAUCUGGGCCACCGAGUACAAGCACGUGGACCUGGUGAAGCUGCUGCUGUCCAAGGGCUCCGACAUCAACAUCCGGGACAACGAGGAGAACAUCUGUCUCCACUGGGCAGCCUUCUCAGGCUGCGUGGACAUCGCCGAGAUCCUGCUGGCCGCCAGGUGCGACCUGCAUGCCGUGAACAUCCAUGGGGACUCGCCGCUGCACAUCGCCGCCAGAGAGGACCGCUACGCCUGCGUGGUCCUCUUUCUUUCUCGGGACUCAGAUGUCAACCUGAAAAACAAGGAGGGGGAGACGCCGCUGCAGUGUGCGAGCCUCAACUCUCAGGUGUGGAGCGCGCUGCAGAUGAGCAAGGCGCUGCAGGACUCGGCCCCGGACCGGCCGGUCCCCGUGGAGAGGACCGUCAGCAGGGACAUCGCUCGGGGCUACGAGCGGAUCCCUAUUCCCUGCGUCAAUGCCGUGGACAGUGAGCCGAGCCCUAGCAACUAUAAGUACGUCUCCCAGAACUGCGUGACGUCCCCCAUGAACAUUGACCGGAACAUCACGCACCUGCAGUACUGCGUGUGCAUCGACGACUGCUCCUCCAGCAACUGCAUGUGCGGCCAGCUCAGCAUGCGCUGCUGGUACGGCAAGGACGGCCGGCUGCUCCCCGAGUUCAACAUGGCAGAGCCGCCCCUGCUGUUCGAGUGCAACCAUGCCUGUGCCUGUUGGAGGACCUGCCGCAACCGCGUUGUGCAGAACGGCCUGCGGACGAGGCUACAGCUCUACCGGACACAGAACAUGGGCUGGGGCGUGCGGUCCCUGCAGGACAUCCCCGUGGGCACCUUCGUCUGCGAGUACGUGGGUGAGCUCAUCUCUGAUUCCGAGGCCGACGUCCGGGAAGAAGAUUCUUACCUCUUCGAUCUGGACAACAAGGACGGGGAGCUGUACUGCAUCGACGCGCGCUUCUACGGGAACGUCAGCCGCUUCCUCAACCACCACUGCGAGCCCAACCUGGUGCCUGUGCGUGUGUUCAUGUCCCACCAGGACCUGCGCUUCCCCCGGAUCGCCUUCUUCAGCACCCGCCUGAUCGAGGCCGGGGAGCAGCUGGGGUUCGACUACGGACAGCGCUUCUGGGACAUCAAGGGCAAGCUGUUCAGCUGCCGCUGCGGGUCCCCCAAGUGCCGGUACUCCAGCUCCGCCCUGGCCCAGCGGCAGGCCAGCGCCGCGCAGGAGGCCCAGGAGGACGGCCUGCCCGACACCAGCUCCUCCAGCACCGGCUCCCGAUGAGGUGCCGCCGGGCGCCGUCCACGCUGCGGUUCAGGGGACGGGAAGUGCUCGCCUGUGGCACCCGAGGGCCACGCCAGGCGGCGGUGCUGAGCCGGGCCCGCACAGAGCCACCCCCUGGACACUGCGGUGCCACGCUGGCACAGACUCGUGUCUCUGAUGGCGGCUUUGUCGUUCCACGUCCCCCGCUGCCUCUCUGCUCCCUGUGGGUCCCGUCCCACCGCUGGGCUGGUGGGCAGCGUCCAGUCGGCCCAGGAGCCUGCGUUCGGCAUCUGCCGAAGCCGCCCUCACCUGCCAGCUGCUCCGUUGGACCCACCGCCCGUGGUUCCCGUCGCUACACGUACACCGUCCCCGUCACCGUCUGACAGAGUCUGGGCUGAGCCACCACAGGUGGGAAAGUGUGGGUUUGCUUUUGGAGAAACCCCACGUGCGGUCCUCUGCCGGGCCUGCCGCACUCUGCCCCUCUGGGGGAGACACCGCGCGGGCCGCGCCGGCCCUUGUCGAUUCGAGUCCCGCGCUGCGAGGAGGAGUGAACUGAUUGAUUUCCUACCGCUACCGAACAUUAGGACAACGGAGAAUAAAACACAAACCACAGACAACGGUGCUGAUUCUGGUGUGGCUUCUACUCACCAUGUGAAAUAAAUAUCAACUGUACAAAGAGAACAAAGUGAUUUUAGAAUAAAACGCAGGAAAACUUUUUUAAAACAUUAGUCUCGUAGUGUGGAUAAACUCGCCAUCGCCUUUUGUGUGGUGGCCUGCGGGUCAUACCUUUUUUUUGGCAUAUACUUUUUUAAAGACUGUAACUAGUGCAGUAACAGUGGGGUUUUUUGUGCAACUUCUAAAACAUUCAUAAUGCAGUCAUGUUUAUUUUUUUCUGUUAAAAUGUUUUUGACAGUUUUAAGAGCAGUCUUUUGGCUCAAGACCAUUUCUUGUUCUGUUUUCAAUGAAAUCAAUAAAAAAAAGAAAGACUUCCA